Molecule: messenger RNA, 1722 nt
Organism: Stegastes partitus (bicolor damselfish)
Lineage: Eukaryota; Metazoa; Chordata; Actinopteri; Pomacentridae
Product: copine-9-like
Exons: 20
Biological process (GO): cellular response to calcium ion
Cellular component (GO): plasma membrane
Molecular function (GO): calcium-dependent phospholipid binding
Source: RefSeq, a predicted model, not a curated record
AUGGCGACAAUAGGGGAAUUUGACCCGCUCAACUCCACCGUACCUGCGACAAAGAUAGAAAUCACGGUUUCUUGCAGAAACCUGUUAGACAUGGACACCUUCUCCAAGUCAGAUCCAGUGGUGGUGUUGUAUGUCCAAGGCCUGGGAACCAAGGAGUGGAGGGAGUUUGGUCGGACAGAAGUGAUCGAUAACACACUGAACCCCGACUUCGUGAGGAAGUUUGUCCUUGAUUUCUUCUUUGAAGAGAAGCAGAACCUUCGCUUUGAUGUGUACAAUGUGGACACCAGGAGCUCCAACCUCUCCAAACAUGACUUCCUGGGUCAGAUGUUCUGCACGCUGGGAGAGAUCAUCGGCUCAGCUGGUGCCAGACUGGAGAGGACGCUGUCUGGGAUUCCUGGGAAGAAGUGUGGAAGCAUCGUGUUCACCGCUGAGGAGCUCAGUAACUGCCGGGACAUCGCCACCAUGCAGUUCUGUGCCAACAAGCUGGAUAAAAAGGAUUUCUUUGGCAAGUCUGACCCUUUCCUUGUCUUCUACCGGAGCAACGAGGACGGGACCUUCACCAUCUGCCACAAGACCGAAGUGAUCAAGAACAAUCUGAACCCCGUCUGGCAGUCCUUCACCAUCCCGGUCCGAGCGCUUUGUAACGGAGACUAUGACAGAACGGUCAAGGUGGACGUUUACGACUGGGACAGAGACGGGAGUCAUGACUUCAUCGGAGAGUUCACCACCAGCUACAGAGAACUAUCCAGAGGCCAAAGCCAGUUUAACGUCUACGAGGUUCUGAAUCCCAAAAAGAAAGGCAAGAAGAAGAAAUACGUGAAUUCAGGGACGGUGACUCUGCUGUCGUUCAAAGUGGAGUCAGAAUGCACGUUUGUGGACUUCAUCAGAGGAGGGACGCAACUCAACUUCACCGUGGCCAUAGACUUCACAGCAUCCAACGGUAACCCGUCCCAGCCCACGUCCCUGCACUACAUGAGUCCGUACCAGAUGAAUGCGUACGCCAUGGCCCUGAAGGCUGUUGGGGAGAUCGUUCAGGACUACGACAGCGACAAACUCUUCCCAGCGUACGGCUUCGGAGCUAAACUUCCCCCAGACGGCAAGAUCUCCCACGCCUUCCCACUGAACUCCAACACAGAAAACCCAAACUGUGUGGGGAUCGAAGGUGUCCUGGAGUCGUACUUCCAGAGCCUGCGGACUGUUCAGCUGUACGGUCCGACCAACUUUGCUCCUGUCAUCAACCAGGUGGCUCGGUGAGAGAAAAACCACAUGCACAUGACCGACGGCUCUCAGUACUUUGUGCUGCUGAUGAUCACUGACGGCGUCAUCUCAGACAUGGCUCAGACCAAAGAGGCCGUGGUCAACGCAGCCUCCCUGCCCAUGUCCAUCAUCAUAGUGGGAGUGGGCCCUGCUGAGUUCGACGCUAUGGAGGAGCUGGAUGGCGACGAGGUCCGAGUGUCUUCAAGGGGACGCUUUGCUGAGAGAGACAUUGUCCAGUUUGUUCCUUUUCGGGACUAUAUCGACCGCUCAGGGAACCAGGUCCUGAGCAUGGCCCGGCUGGCUAAAGACGUCCUGGCAGAGAUCCCCGACCAGCUGUUGUCCUUCAUGAAGACCCGGGGCAUUGAGCCUCGGCCCCCGCUGCCCGCCACCUCCGACUCCCCCUCGAUGUCCACCACCACUGCCACGACCACUUCUGCCCCCAAGCAGCGCAACACUCACGCCUGA